UGUGUAUGGGGUGACGAUCUCAAUCUCAGAAAGAACCUCGACUAUUUCAGAGGGCUUCAAGUCGACGGUGUCAUUUACGACAGGAUCGGUGAGGUGAGACCACGACGGAAAACACAUUCGUCGUCGAAAACGAAUCUCGAACCGCUUUUUACCGAUACGGACUCCAGAUCACAGUCGCUCGCCGACGCCCGAUCCGGAGCUGAUCGCCCGUCUCCACCCACAACCAACACCAGAACCAGAACCUAUUGUCCGCGAUACGAUGCAUUUGAGUAUCUCAAAGAAUUCCGCCUUCAGCAAAGUAGAAAACGAAGAAAACAGCCAAACGUCGUGUAUACACAAGUCAACGCAAAACUAUUGUUCGUUAUGUACAUAAUUAUGUGA
Ostertagia ostertagi is the source of this 381-nucleotide messenger RNA. Lineage: Eukaryota; Metazoa; Nematoda; Chromadorea; Rhabditida; Trichostrongylidae. The record is from the annotation of a GenBank genome assembly.